GUCUGACAUGCGUAAUUACGCACCGCUACUUUUUUUCCACGCUUGAUCUCUCCCGUGAAGUGACAGCGUUGUGCGUUUUCAGCUUGGAGCGUGUGUGUGUGUGUGUGUGUGUGUGUGUGAGGGGGAUAAAAACCGGAGGAUGUCCCCACGGCGGAGAGGAAGAGGCUCCUUUAAAUAAACCCACUCGCCCUCGGUAGGGAGAGAGAGAGCUCCGGUAAACAACAACACGGCGCAGGGAAGUCUUCUUUGCCGCUCUACAGCUGCAUUGCAACCUCGCUGGAAGCCCAUAAAGGACAAUCCCAACGUUUUAUUGUGAUCGAUAUCGUUAUCGCUGCCAUUGCGGAAGUGAAGAGCAGCACACAAACAGUCAACUUUGUGCUGUGGGGACAUCUAGUGGCGUAAAGCAGGCACUGCAGCUCCUGGCAGCAGCCAUGUAUGGGUCUUCCGGCAUCCCCGAGCUCGUCCCACCCACUGCCCCGCCCAUCCAGCCCGAUCAAGGGGGCCAGCACGGCCCAGGUCAAGACCAGGGCAGCGGUCCCAACCCCCAGAGGCUUGGCCAGAGGGCUCCCAAACUGGGCCAGAUUGGUCGCUCCAAGAAAGUGGACUUGGAUGACGAAGUGUUGGACGACAUCAUGAACAACAACGGCCAGUGUCCCGUGUCCCUCCCCAUGUCCUGAGUGAGGACAUCUGCCACCAGAAUGUCUCCAUGCUUGAUGCCAAGUGUCUCCAGCAUAGGCUGGUGAGGGUGUGAGAGGCCCAAAGAGGGGCGGAACCUACGCCUUCAUUGUAAAAUCAUGUCACCUCUUUCCAGACUUUUCAUGGCUCUCUGUGCCCUCCCCUCCUCUUAACCCUAGGAGGUCUUCGAGUUGACUUGUAAACGACAGCUGGUUGCGUGGAGUUGCACUGGAGUGUGUUAGUGAGAGGCUGAGAUGGCUUUGGAGCAUCCUUGCAGGAGGAGUGUCUUCUGUACUGGUCAUACUGGUCAUACUGGUCAAGUGCUUUCUGUAUUAACCAGGAGAUGGAAGCUUGCAAUUUAUGACAUUUCGCAAAAAACGACUGAUUUGUAUUGCUUUUAAAAGACGAGAAACACUUUUGUGCUGUAUUUUUUUUUCUUCCUUUUAAAGUUUCUAAAUGGUUAUUGUUGGUUUGCACUUUGUGGGAAUGCUUUACGUUACGUGCAGUGACGUGUUGCACACUUCUAUGCAUGAAGUACGUGAGAGCAUCGUCCCCAAACUCGGUCUUUAAAGGGCUAAAAAUACGUGGUAUAGUAUUUAUCACACCGCACCGCUGUGGCCUGCAUGCUGAGGGCCGAGUCGCCGUGGCAACCGGGAGAUAGCAAUGUCUUGUUUAUAUUAAUGACACAGUACUGGUUUCAAUGGACAGGACAGGACAAUCACACCAGGAUGAGAAGCACCAAAUUAUUUUUUGUUAUUAUUGUUGUGAUCCAGAGAUGCUUGUGGUGAUAAAUUGUUGACUUAUUUAUUUUUGACUUAUUUGGCUGUAAGAUUGUUACAACUUCUUUGUUGUUGUUGUUGUUGUUGUUCUUGUUGUUUUUUAAUCAAGAUAUUUUUAUGUUGUUUGCAUGGAAAUGGCCAGCCUUUCAAACUGCAUCCACGGAAAUAAAAUACAUAUCUUCAUGAGAUAAUUGUUAUUUUGUCAGCUAGCUAAACAUCCAACAAUUGUAAUGACGAGUGGAGCUCGUUUAUCGCUGAGCAGGUGCCCACAAUGUGACAGGUUGCACAUAGCAUGCGGCACAGAAUGAGGUUUUGACACAUAAGAGUCGACUUUCUAUUUUUAUCCAAGUUUGUGGUUUGGAUUCUUUUCAUCAGCAUAACAACUAAAGAAUGCAUGUGAAUGCAUUUUUCCCCUCUCUCAUUACAACACCAUGGAAAAUGCUGCCUUUUAUUUCAUACAAGUACAUAACGCUACAUGCAAGAGUAUGUCAUGUAAAAGAAAACAAAGUGUGAAAGUCAUACAUAUGGCAAAAAUAAAUAUUUGCAAAUA
Molecule: messenger RNA, 2004 nt
Organism: Entelurus aequoreus (snake pipefish)
Lineage: Eukaryota; Metazoa; Chordata; Actinopteri; Syngnathiformes; Syngnathidae
Exons: 3
Coding region: 432-677 (81 amino acids)
Molecular function (GO): protein kinase inhibitor activity
Source: RefSeq, a predicted model, not a curated record